AUGGCGUUCAUUCCUGCGAAGGUUGCAAGAAACGAAACGAUGCAGGAGAAUCGUUUUCCAAACAACGAAUUUCAAAAUCUUUCAUUAGAUGAAAAAAAGGGGGCGAGUAGAACCACCAGCAGCAGCAGCAGCAGCGGUGACGAAGGUGACAGAUCGUCAUCGUCGUCAUCGAGCGACGAUGAAAAAUGUCCACACGAAUUCUGUGAUAACGAUUACGAUUAUGAUGUUGAUGAUGCUGUGAGAUUCGGCCGGGUACCCAAGAGAGAAAAGGCUCGGAUUCUUGCGGCCAUGCAACAAAGUACUAAUUCGAGAUCUCAAGAAAAAGCCGUGGCCGCAGAAUUGGAAGACGAGCAAAGGUUGUUGGGUACGGUUAUAAGGGCUCAUUUGGACACGUGCGAUUUUACAAAGGAUAAAAUCGAGCCGAUGAUUGCGAGAGCUCGAGAACAACCAUCGUAUACGGCUUGUCCGCCAACUUUGGCGUGUCCGUUGAAUCCAAAUCCUCAGCCAUUGUCGGGUCAACAGGAACUUCUCCAAGACUUUUCAAAAAGGUUUUCACCGGCCAUAAGAGGCGUCGUAGAGUUCGCCAAAAGAAUACCAGGUUUUUCCCUGUUACCUCAGGACGACCAAGUAACUUUACUCAAAGCCGGAGUUUUUGAAGUGUUACUAGUGCGUUUGGCUUGCAUGUUCGAUUCCCAGAGUAACAGCAUGAUUUGUUUAAAUGGUCAAGUUUUAAAAAAGGAAUCCAUUCAUAAUACUUCGAACGCGCGGUUUUUAAUGGAUUCGAUGUUUGAUUUCGCCGAAAGGAUAAAUUCCCUUGGAUUAUCCGACGCCGAAAUUGGAUUGUUUUGUUCGGUAGUGGUUAUAGCCGCCGACAGGCCCGGUCUUAGAAAUACGGAUUUAAUCGAAAGAAUGCACAAUAAACUACGAAACUCUUUACAAGCGGUAGUGACGCAAAAUCACCCGGGUCAUACUGAUAUCUGUAAUGAAUUAAUGAAGAAAAUUCCAGAUCUGAGGACACUGAACACGUUACAUUCUGAAAAAUUAUUAGCUUUUAAAAUGACUGAGCAACAACAAUUGCAGCAACAGCAGCAAUUGCAACAGCAGGAAAUGUGGACGGAAGAAGAAGUUCACAGCAAGAGUCCGGCGGGUUCAUCUUGGUCUUCGUCGAGCGACGUGACCAUGGACGAGGCCGUGAAAAGUCCAUUGGGAUCCGUGUCGAGCACGGAAUCCGUGUGCUCAGGAGAAGUGGCAGCGAUUACCGAUCAUCAGGGAGGACCCGCCAGCACGGCACCUUUGCUGGCGGCCACUCUUGCCGGUGGAAUAUGCCCUCAUCGCCAUCGUGCAAACUCCGGUUCAACUUCCGGCGACGAUGAUAUAAUGGGAAGUCAUUUAUUGCAAAACGGUUUGACAAUCACCGCCGUGAAUAAUCCAUCUAAAUCGUAUAAUCAGUCACACAGGUUUCAUAGAAAGUUAGACUCUCCUAGUGAUUCAGGUAUCGAAUCGGGUACUGAAAAAAUUGAUAAAGUUACAAACAGUGUGAACAGUGCGCCAACAUCCUUAUGUUCGAGUCCGAGGUCGUCUCUAGAGGAUAAAGAUGAAGAUAAACAGCACACUCACAUCGUAGAGGACAUGCCCGUGCUAAAGCGCGUUCUACAAGCUCCACCGCUUUACGAUACGAAUUCACUGAUGGACGAGGCGUACAAACCGCAUAAAAAAUUCAGAGCUCUUAGAAAUAAAGAUUCCGCAGAAGCUGAGCCUAUGAUCGUCGUAUCUCCCGUCCCCUCAGUUAAUUCUUCUGAACAUCACUCCUCGACUCAACUUCAUCGCCAUUUGACGGCGACAACAUCCGCACCACCUUCCCUAACCGGCUCUUCGCUAUCAUCGACGCACUCGACGCUAGCCAAAUCAUUGAUGGAAGGUCCCAGGAUGACCGCAGAGCAAGUCAAAAGACAAGAGAUAAUACACAAUUACAUCAUGAGAGGAGAUCCUCCGGCAGAAUUCAAUCAAUCAUCAUCAUCCAGUUCUUGCCCCGCGCCGAGACCAAAUAAUAAUAAUUUAUUAAACUGCGGCGGGAACUGGUCUCAACCCCAAACCGGGUACCACUAUCUUCCGACUCAACCGCAACCGAGCCGGUGGCAUUCGAACGGAGCGAGCGUGAUAACGACGUCUCGGCCCUUUUCGCUCACGCCUAACAGCACGAGUUCUCCGCCUCCGGUCCUUCAAAAGGCGUUAGAACAACCCAACGCCGAAUUUUCCAGGAUAUACCUUCAACCCCAAUCCCCUCACUUAGCAUCUUCCUCCACCUCGCCAUCUCCCAUCGCGCGAAACGUUUCACCGUCCUCGUGCUCUCCCGCAUCUCGAUCCCCGUCCGUCGCCGGCGGUCCUCAAAUGACUCUGCCAUCUCCUAAAAUGAUGGAACUUCAAGUCGACAUAGCCGAUUCGAAUCAGCAACCGUUGAACUUAUCGAAAAAAUCUCCAUCCCCCUCGCCGAGACCUUUAUCGGCUCCAUCUACGGCAGUUCAAAAAGCUUUAACUCUCGAAGCUUAA
This is a messenger RNA of Pediculus humanus corporis (human body louse), 2547 nucleotides long. Its product is annotated as ecdysone-induced protein 75B, putative. NCBI's taxonomy places the organism in Eukaryota, Metazoa, Arthropoda, Insecta, Psocodea, Pediculidae. Gene Ontology annotation, biological process: negative regulation of transcription by RNA polymerase II; positive regulation of transcription by RNA polymerase II; cell differentiation. The record is from RefSeq and is a predicted model, not a curated record. The coding region runs from base 1 to 2547 and encodes 848 amino acids. The transcript is spliced from 5 exons. Gene Ontology annotation, molecular function: nuclear receptor activity; RNA polymerase II cis-regulatory region sequence-specific DNA binding.